GUUCCUUGACCUGCACACUCCGUUUGAGUACUUAAUCCUGGCCACCAUCAUCGCCAACUGCAUCGUACUGGCCCUGGAGCAGCACCUACCAGCCAGCGACAAGACACCUAUGUCAGAACGCCUGGAUGACACAGAGCCCUACUUUAUUGGAAUAUUCUGUUUCGAGGGCGGCAUUAAGAUCAUCGCCUUGGGCUUUGCAUUUCACAAAGGCUCAUACCUCCGCAACGGCUGGAACGUAAUGGACUUUGUGGUCGUCCUCACUGGGAUCCUGGCUACGGUGGGCUCAGACUUUGACCUAAGGACUCUGCGGGCGGUGAGAGUACUCAGACCUCUCAAACUGGUGUCUGGCAUCCCCAGUCUUCAGGUGGUAUUGAAGUCUAUCAUGAAGGCCAUGGUGCCUCUGCUCCAGAUAGGCAUGCUGCUCUUCUUCGCCAUACUCAUGUUUGCCAUCAUCGGAGUGGAGUUCUACAUGGGCAAGUUCCACUCCACCUGCUUCACUGUCGACACCGGUGAGCGUGCAGCAGCGUUCCCCUGUGGUACGGAGGCCCCAUCCAGGAUGUGUCCUAACGGUACAGAGUGUACAGAGUACUGGAUCGGCCCCAACUAUGGCAUCACCAACUUUGACAACAUCCUGUUCGCCGUGCUCACGGUCUUCCAGUGCAUCACCAUGGAGGGAUGGGUGGACAUCCUCUACAACGCCAAUGAUGCCUCGGGGAACACCUGGAACUGGCUCUACUUCAUCCCCCUCAUCAUCAUCGGAUCCUUCUUCAUGCUCAACCUGGUCCUGGGUGUCUUAUCAGGGGAGUUUGCCAAAGAGAGAGAGCGUGUGGAGAAGAGGCAGGACUUUCUGAAGCUGCGCCGACAGCAGCAGAUAGAGAGAGAGCUGACGGGGUACCUGGAGUGGAUAUGCAAGGCAGAGGAGGUGCUGCUGGAGGAGGAGGAUGAGAACGCGGAGGAGAAGUCCCCUCUGGAUGGUGCGUGGUACAAGAGGAAACAGAACCUCCCAGUGUUGAAACGAGGCAAGGUCAAGAAGAGUAAGAAAGACCUGAUCGGUGCUGAGGAGGGAGAGGAUCACUUUACUGACAUGUCCUCUGUCGCUCCCCCUGGCUCACCGUUUGGCCGGGCCAGCGUGAAGAGCAUUAAGCUGGACAGCUCAUCCUACUUCCGCCGCAAGGAGAGGAGAAUGCGUUUCUUCAUCCGUCGCAUGGUCAAAGCCCAGAGCUUCUACUGGACAGUCCUUUGCCUGGUGGGGCUCAACACACUGUGUGUGGCCAUCGUCCACUAUGACCAACCUGAGUGGCUCACCACUGCCCUGUACCUGGCAGAGUUUGUGUUCCUGGGUCUGUUCCUAUCUGAGAUGAGCCUGAAGAUGUACGGCCUGGGAGCCAGGAACUACUUCCAUUCCUCUUUCAACUGCUUCGACUUUGGUGUGAUAAUAGGGAGUAUACUUGAGGUGGUGUGGUCGAUGAUCAAACCAGGGGCAUCCUACGGCAUUAGUGUACUGAGGGCUCUUCGUCUGCUCAGGUUGUUCAAGUUUACCAAGUACUGGAACUCCCUGAGGAACCUGGUGGUGUCUCUGCUCAACUCCAUGAAGUCCAUUAUCAGCUUGCUCUUCCUCCUCUUCCUCUUCAUUGUGGUCUUUGCUCUGCUGGGCAUGCAGCUUUUUGGAGGACAGUUUAAUUUCGAAGAGGAGACGCCGACGACCAACUUCGAUACCUUCCCGGCGGCCAUUCUCACCGUCUUCCAGAUUCUGACUGGCGAGGAUUGGAAUGCAGUAAUGUAUCAUGGCAUUGAGUCUCAGGGGGGCGUGCGGCGGGGAAUGUUCUCCUCGGUCUACUUCAUCGUCCUCACACUCUUUGGAAACUACACUCUCCUGAACGUCUUUUUGGCUAUCGCCGUCGACAACCUCGCCAAUGCACAGGAGCUCACCAAGGAUGAGGAGAAGCAGGAGGAAGAAGCCAAUAAGAAGCUGGCCCUGCAGAAGGCCAUGGAGGUGAAGGAGGUCAGCCCCAUGUCAGCAGCCAACAUCUCCAUCGCUGUUUUUGUAAAGCAAAAUCGAGAUGUACUCUCUCGCAGCUCGUCCGUCUCCAGCGUACAUUCACCUAAGGAGCAGCAGAGAGCCAAUAAGAUGAUGUCGGUGUGGGAGCAGCGCACCAACCAGCUGCGUCAAAACAACUUGAGGGGCAGCUCAGAGGCUCUGUUCAAUGAGCUGGACCCAGAGGAACGACUGCGUGUCUCCUCCGCCCUCCACCUGCACCCCGAUAUGAAGACCCACAACGACCGCCCCCUAGUGGUGGAGCCAGGCAAUGGGGACAAACCACGACCCCCCAAGGAGGACAGAGAUGGAGCAGACCCCCAGCAAGAGGGAGGAGACCCCCACGGCCCACAACUCCGCAAGCACCACCGUCACCGGGAGAGGAAUGGGGAGAACGGGGAGAGCAGGCAUCACACCCACCACAGCCGCAGUAGGGACCACUACCACCCAGACGGGCCCCGGCCUAAAGAAGGAAAGGUGGAGAGGAGCCAUAGUCGAGAGGGGGGCCAGGGCCACAGGCACCAUCACCAGGCUGGAUCCCCGGAGGAAGGGGUGAACGGAGGGGCGGAGGAGAGGGAGCACCGCCACCACCACUCCCACAGACAGCCCCGAGAAGAGAACGGGGCCCUGGCUAACGGGGCCAGAGUGGAGAGGAAGGGCCGGGGGCACAAGGAGGGGAAUGGAGAGGGGAACGGAGAGAGGAGGAGAUACCGCUCCCACAUGGUCAGGGCCCAGUCAACUCUGGAUGGAGAGGAAUGCAGAGAGAAUGGAAAGAGAGAUGGAGACAGGGACCAGGGACACAGAGCUUCACUGGACGCUCAAGGGGAGAGCCUAGCCACCAGCCCUGUGCAGCCUCCUGCAGGUCUGCAGGCCGGAGAGAAGCAAGAGGAUGCCGACAACCAGAAGAACAGCCACAGAGCCAGCCAGGCAGGCCUCAACAGCAAUACUGUCCACAUCCCUGUCACCAUCACCGCCCCGCCCAGAGAGACCACCAUCAUACCCAUGAAUAACAUAGACUGUGAGAGCCUCCCCCUGAACGAGGAGAAGAAGAACUUAGAGGAGGAUGAGGAGGAGCUGAAGAACGGCCCCAAACACAUUCUACCCUACAGCUCCAUGUUUGUGUUCGGGCAGACCAACCCGGUGCGUCGGCUGUGUCACUACGUGGUGAACCUGCGUUACUUUGAGAUGUGUAUCCUGUCGGUCAUCACCAUGAGCAGCAUAGCCCUGGCUGCUGAAGACCCUGUACAGGCCAAUGCACCCCGCAAUAACGUGCUCAAGUAUCUGGACUACGUCUUCACGGGAGUGUUCACCUUUGAGAUGGUGAUUAAGAUGAUAGACCUGGGACUGCUCCUCCAUCCUGGUUCAUACUUCCGCGACCUCUGGAACAUCCUGGACUUUAUCGUGGUCAGUGGAGCUCUGGUGGCGUUCGCCUGCUCAGGAACUAAAGGCAAGGACAUCAACACCAUCAAGUCCCUCAGGGUGCUGCGAGUCCUGAGGCCCCUGAAGACCAUUAAACGACUGCCCAAGCUCAAGGCUGUGUUUGACUGUGUGGUCAACUCUCUGAAGAACGUGCUCAACAUCCUCAUUGUCUACAUGCUCUUCAUGUUCAUCUUCGCUGUGAUCGCUGUGCAGCUGUUCAAGGGCAAGUUCUUCUACUGCACCGACGAGUCUAAAAGUCUGGAGAAGGACUGCAGGGGUAAGUUUCUGGACUAUGACCGUGAUGACGUGGCUGCCCAGGAUCGUGAGUGGAGAAAGUACGAGUUCCAUUAUGAUAACGUGCUGUGGGCCUUCCUCACCCUCUUCACCGUCUCCACCGGGGAGGGCUGGCCAAUGGUCCUAAAGCAUUCUGUAGAUGCCACCUAUGAGGACCAGGGUCCCAACCCAGGCUUCCGUAUGGAGACCUCUAUCUUCUACGUGGUCUACUUUGUGGUCUUUCCCUUCUUCUUCGUCAACAUCUUUGUGGCUCUCAUCAUCAUCACCUUCCAGGAGCAGGGAGACAAGGCCAUGUCAGAGUGUAGUCUGGAGAAGAACGAGAGAGCUUGUAUCGACUUUGCCAUCAACGCCAAGCCUCUGACGCGCUACAUGCCAGCAGACAAGCAGUCGUUUCAGUAUAAGAUGUGGAAGUUUGUGGUGUCGCCGCCCUUUGAGUACUCCAUCAUGACCAUGAUCGCACUCAACACUGUGGUGCUGAUGAUGAAGUUUCACGGUGCUCCGGAGCUGUACGAGGCCAUGCUGAAGUACCUGAACAUCGUGUUCACAGCUCUCUUCACACUGGAGUGCAUCCUGAAGAUCAUCGCUUUUGGACCACUGAAUUACCUGAAGGCAGCCUGGAACGUGUUUGACUUUGUGACAGUUUUGGGGAGUAUCACGGACAUCUUGGUCACAGAGAUUAAGGACAAGCUGAUCAACCUGAGUUUCCUGAGGCUUUUCAGGGCGGCCAGGCUCAUCAAGCUAUUGAGGCAGGGCUAUACCAUCCGCAUUCUGCUGUGGACCUUUGUCCAGUCCUUCAAGGCCCUACCUUACGUCUGCCUCCUCAUCGCUAUGCUCUUCUUUAUCUAUGCCAUCAUAGGCAUGCAGGUGUUUGGAAACAUUGAGCUGAAUGAGGAAUCGGCCAUCAACCACCACAACAACUUCCAGACAUUCUUUCAGGCUCUGAUGCUUCUGUUCAGGAGUGCAACAGGCGAGGCGUGGCAUGAGAUUAUGCUGUCGUGUCUGAGUAACCGUCCGUGUGAUAAGCUGUCAGGGUCCGGAGGGAAGGAGUGCGGCAGUGACUUUGCUUACUUCUACUUUGUCUCCUUCAUCUUCCUCUGCUCCUUCCUGAUGCUCAACCUUUUUGUGGCGGUCAUCAUGGACAACUUUGAGUACCUAACCAGAGAUGCCUCCAUCCUGGGGCCUCACCACCUGGACGAAUUUAUCCGCGUCUGGGCCGAGUACGACCCUGCUGCCUGUGGCCGUAUGACCUACCUUGAUAUGUACGAGAUGCUCCGCCACAUGUCCCCUCCGCUAGGUUUGGGAAAGAAAUGCCCGCCCAGAAUCGCCUAUAAGCGAUUGGUCAAGAUGAACAUGCCCAUCGCCGAUGACAAUACAGUGCACUUCACGUCCACGCUGAUGGCUCUCAUCCGCACCGCUCUGGAGAUCAAACUGGCAUCUGGGGUGCUGGCUCAGCGCCUGUGUGAUGCUGAUCUGAGGAAGGAGAUCUCCAGAGUCUGGCCUAACCUGCCUCAGAAGACUGUUGACCUGCUGGUCACACCAUAUAAAAUUGAUGAGUUCAAUGAGCUCAUAUGCCCCUUUGCGGUUGUAAACCGAGAGCUGACAGUGGGGAAGGUCUAUGCUGCCCUCAUGAUCUUUGACUACUACAAGCAGAACCGGGCCAAGAGACUAGAACAGCAACUGGGACUGGACUUCACAGGGACAAUUAAGAAUAAAAAGGGUGCAGCCUUCUUCCGCCCCAUGAUGCCCAUGACCCAUCUGCAGGAGGAGACGCCAAUCACCACUGCCAAGCCCCCGCCCCCCUCACAACCUGAACCAGAGCCUCAGCCAGAGCCUCCGCCCGCCACCUCCUCUCUAACCAAUGGUGACACAGUACCAAGCCCUAGAAGUGCCAUAAAAGAGUCCGUAUCAGGAGAUCAGCUGUCUCAGGAGGGCCAGCGGUCCAGCACUAGCAGUCGGACUCUACAGAGGGGCCAGUCAGAGGACGUGCCCUACUCCAUCAAACCUCAGGAAUCAGUGGAGAUGAGGCAGGUGGAGAACGGUGCUGAUUUAGAGGGCUACUUUGGUCUGGAGGGCCAUGGCAGAGCAGCUUCCAUGCCUAGACUGGACUCCCAGUACUAUCGGAACCACCCUCGCCACCUACCUGGGACCUACCUGGCACCUAUACCUGACAUCAGUCCUAUCAGGCGGUCGGCGUCCACGUUGGCUUCCCAGCGCCCCCAGGAGGUGAGUCUGAGUGACUACACCCUGGAGAGGCCUAGCCAAGCCCAGGCCCAGUCGUCCUCAGUCCCAGGCCAGGCCCAGGACAGGCCCUACCACCAUCACCACCAUCACCGCUGUCACAGACGCAGGGACAAGGAGAGGGACAAGAAGCAGAAGUCACUCGACAGGACAUCCAGCGUGCAGCCUUCUAGUAUAGCAGGUUUGCCUGCUGACCCUGCCGUGGAGGGCUUGUCCGGGGAGCGGGCGAGGGAGCGUGACCGAGGCAGGCCUCAGGAGAGAAGGCAUCACUCUGCUGCCGGGGAGAAGCAGCGCUACUACUCCUGUGAGCGCUACGGAGGCAGGGAGCACUACCACACCAAGUCAGCCGGCCCGAGCCGCUCCACCUCCCCUGGAGAGACCCAUGACCUAGGCCUCUUCAAGCAGAGUAUCGGCAUGGCUAAAGGCAGCCAAGUGGUCUUAACUUCAGCGUUCAGCACACCCUGCCGUGGGCGCAGACAGCUCCCCCAGACCCCCCUCACCCCCCGCCCCGCCGUGGCCUACAAGACCGCCAACUCCUCACCUGUGCAGUUUGGUGCCACGGGGCACAAAUCCAGUCUCAGCCGUGGCCUCUCGGAGCAUAGCGCGCUGUUGGAGUCACCCGCCAUGCCCGUCACCCGCAUCGGCUCAGACCCCAACCUGAGCCCCCAGUUGCGGGGUGCCCCUCCACGCAGCCUCCCUGAGGAGCCUGAUGACUUCCAGGACGCUGUGAGCACCCAUGGAGGGGGAGGUGGCCGCUCCCCCAGGACCUCUGCCUCAGCAUCCCAUGGGGCUGCUGAGCCUUCCUCUGCACCUGCCCCACAAGGCCGGGCUGCGGUCCCAAACGGGUACCACUUCACUCUGGGGGUCAACGCCGGUUCGAGUUCCAGCACCAGAGGAACUGGGAGCUUCCGGGAGAAGGAAGAGGAUGACUGGUGCUAGCGUAGCUUACAUCCCCCUUCACAUGUCUGAAAGCGUUUUAGCUUGAACGUUGAUGAACUCGCUCAUCUUUUGUACAGAUUACAGUACAGUGUUGAUAAUGUAUAACAUAUGCCAUUUAGCAGACGCUUUUAGCCAAAGCAACUUACAGUCAUGCGUGCAUACAUUGUAUGUAUGGGUGGUCCCAGGACUCAAACCCACGAUCGUGGCGUUGCAAGCACCAUGCUCUACCAACUGAGCUACAGAGGGCCACAUGUCAGUUGAUGUCAGUUCCUGCAUGCUCAUAGGUGGCCAAUGGAGACAGGUAUAUUCCAAGAUGUGUUAAACAUACAGGAAGUACUCUGAAAAGGAAAACCAUUCUUCGGGACGUUUUCUCUUUUCUAGGCAAAUGGCACUAAAGGAUGAAGGACACCUGAUAUUACAUUUUCUCAAUUCCAUUCUUGCACUGAAAUGAAAGCUUUGAUGGUGUGCAGAGCACAUGUGAAAUCCCUGUGAAUAUUUAAAGCGGUGGCCAGUGAAAUAGUUUUAAUAGAUGAAAAAAAAAGCCUAAAUGUCUUCCUACUGUCUUUGGAGGAAAACAACUAAGACUGUGAACUGUGUUUCUCUACAGUAUUGACCAGAUAAAAGCCUUUCUCUCCCCAUCUGUCCAGAUCUAAUAUGGGAUUACGUGCUAUUGCUGGCUAAAGGACAAAACACACCGUGCCUACGAACGGUUAAAAGCAGAGGGUGGCUGUCCUGUCGCCAGAAUAACGGGCGCCGUACUCUAUUAAUAACCAGACGAUUCUACACGAUGAAUCGCGCCUGCUAGUUGACUCCCAGCUGGUGAUGUACUGUGCAUGGCCGACGUUCGUUAUGGUGUGUCUUGUCCUGUGGUGUGUCUGCUGGCACUGGAAGUAAUAUGAGUAGAACCAGGAGGAACAAGUGAUGAUAAUGAUGCACUACCACCCAAUCCCUUCCCUCUCUGCAGAAAAUCCUUUAGUAUCUCUUGAACUCUUUCUACACAAGAGUGUUGUUAGACUCCUGUAGGUACACUCUUAGAAAAAAAGGGUUCCAAAACGGUUCUUAGGCCCAUAGGAGAACCCUUUUAGGUUCCAUGUUGAACUCUCUGUGAAAAGGGUUCUAUAUGGAACCCAAAAGACUUCUACCUGAAAUCAAAAGGGUUCUACCUGGAACCAAAAAGGGUUCUCCUAUGGGGACAGACGUAUAACCCGUUUGGGUUCUAGAUAGCACCUUGUUUUCUAAGAGUGUAUUACCAGAGUCAUAUAUAGAGAGUUGAGCCAAUGCACUUUCUGUCUGAAUGUUCAGAGACGGCCACUUUCUCCUCCAUAGCUGUUGCUAAGUGAUAAUUGGCAUUGUGCAGACUUGGAUACACAUCAUUCCAAAUGCUAAUCAAUACAAAUGUAUGUUAAUUUCGCUGCUCUGUUUUGCUUGUUUACAGCGGGUCAUUUCUUAGCGAACUGUCAGACGCGCUCUCGUAUUGUUACAUCCAACAUUUCAAGAAUAAAGUUCUACAUGGGUUCUAACAUGGCGGCUGUUCUAAAACCUGGCCUAACUCUCUCAUUCUAUAACUCUGGGUAUUACAGUAAGAUGCAUUACGGAGAGUAUAUGGUUAAGUAGGUAUAGUAUUGCUGCUGUUUUCCCGUGUCACCUAUGACAUGUUGAACUAUUUCUGAACAACAACAAAAAACACAAAACACAGAAGGACCGAAGAUUCUAAUUUAUUUUUUAUGGAACUAUAACAUUAAAUGGAAUAUCUUUUCAUGAUGUUCAUUUUUUGUAAGUUGUACAUAAUGUAAAUGAUAUGAGUGUAGUUGGGUAGGUCAAGUCUUUCUAACGUACUGCUCUAGUGGCUGAAUACCAAGUGCCUAUCAUUAUAUAUAUAUGUUAUUAUAGUUACAAUGCAGCCUGACUUUUGUGAUGUAUCAACACUGGAGAGGAGAGGAUGGAACAUAUGAUAUAGGGUUUACAGUAUAUGAGGUAUAUAUAGUCACUGUUAUGCAUAUGAGUAAGAAUGUAUAUACACUGCUCAAAAAAAUAAAGGGAACACUAAAAUAAUACAUCCUAGAUCUGAAUGAAUGAAAUAUUCUUAUUAAAUACUUUUUUCUUUAUAUAGUUGAAUGUGCUGACAACAAAAUCACACAAAAAUUAUCAAUGGAAAUCAAAUGUAUCAACCCAUGGAGGUCUGGAUUUGGAGUCACACUCAAAAUUAAAGUGGAAAACCACACUACAGGCUGAUCCAACUUUGAUGUAAUGUCCUUAAAACAAGUCAAAAUGAGGCUCACUAGUGUGUGUGGCCUCCACGUGCCUGUAUGACCUCCCUACAACGCCUGGGCAUUCUCCUGAUGAGGUGGCGGAUGGUCUCCUGAGGGAUCUCCUCCCAGACCUGGACUAAAGCAUCCGCCAACUCCUGGACAGUCUGUGGCGCAACGCCGCGUUGGUGGAUGGAGCGAGACAUGAUGUCCCAGAUGUGCUCAAUUGGAUUCAGGUCUGGGGAACGGUCAGUCCAUAGCAUCAAUGCCUUCCUCUUGCAGGAACUGCUGACACACUCCAGCCACAUGAGGUCUAGCAUUGUCUUGCAUUAGGAGGAACCCAGGGCCAACCGCACCAGCAUAUGGUCUCACAAGGGGUCUGAGGAUCUCAUCUCGGUACUUAAUGGCAGUCAGGCUACCUCUGGCGAGCACAUGGAGGGCUGUGCGGCCCCCCAAAGAAAUGCCACCCCACACCAUGACUGACCCACCACCAAACCGGUCAUGCUGGAGGAUGUUGCAGGCAGCAGAACGUUCUCCACGGCGUCUCCAGACUCUGUCACGUCUGUCACGUGCUCAGUGUGAACCUGCUUUCAUCUGUGAAGAGCACAGGGCGCCAGUGGCGAAUUUGCCAAUCUUGGUGUUCUCUGGCAAAUGCUAAACGUCCUGCACGGUGUUGGGCUGUAAGCACAACCCCCACCUGUGGACGUCGGGCCCUCAUACCACCCUCAUGGAGUCUGUUUCUGACCGUUUGAGCAGACACAUGCACAUUUGUGGCCUGCUGGAGGUCAUUUUGCAGGGCUCUGGCAGUGCUCCUCCUGCUCAAAGGCGUAGGUAGCGGUACUGCUGCUGGGUUGUUGCCCUCCUACGGCCUCCUCCACGUCUCCUGAUGUACUGGCCUGUCUCCUGGUAGCGCCUCCAUGCUCUGGACACUACGCUGACAGACACAGCCAACCUUCUUGCCACAGCUCGCAUUGAUGUGCCAUCCUGGAUGAGCUGCACUACCUGAGCCACUUGUGUGGGUUGUAGACUUCGUCUCAUGCUACCACUAGAGUGAAAGCACCGCCAGCAUUCAAAAGUGACCAAAACAUCAGCCAGGAAGCAUAGGAACUGAGAAGUGGUCUGUGGUCACCACCUGCAGAAACACUCCUUUAUUGGGGGUGUCUUGCUAAUUGUCUAUAAUUUCCACCUGUUGUCUAUUCCAUUUGCACAACAGCAUGUGAAAUGUAUUGUCAAUCAGUGUUUCUUCCUAAGUGGACAGUUUGAUUUCACAGAAGUGGAGUUACAUUGUGUUGUUUAAGUGUUCCUUUUAUUUUUGGAGCAGUGUAGUUGUAAAGCAAAGGGAGGUUUACUGAAUUCAAGGAAUACAGUAACAAAGUUUUCUCUUUGAACCUCCAAUGAGGAAAAGAAUGCAACACAUUUUUUUGUAAUGAUUAUGUAAAAUAGAGUUAUAAGUAGGUCAGAACUACAGAUCUAAAGCAAGCAAUGUAAUGCAUGCCAGGGUUUUGAACUUGUUGAAGUUGUAUAUACUUUUGCUAAAGGGUGUAUACAGAGCUUUUGCCUUUCUCUUCCAAAAAUAUACAGUACUGCCAGAGUUAGAUGGAAGGCAAAGGGUUCCAAGGGAAAAAGUGCCAUUUGUGAUUCCCUCCAACUAGGAAAGUUUCACUUUACGUGUUCUUAUUGAUAGAAACAAUAUAUUCAAGUAUCAUGUUUAUUAACACUUGCCUCAUAUCUCUCAUAUAUGAAGAGAAGUAGAUUACAUGUACAGUAUGCUUAUGAAUUCUGCCACUUUUGCCCAUAUCGCAUGGGUUUGUUUUCCUCCAAAUAUAUUUCUCCUGAAGGCAGGGUUGUGUGAAGGCCUUCACUAACUGAUACAUAGCCUACAACUUUGUGUCUUCGCAGGUAUUGAAGGGUUGCGUUGACAGUUGACUCUUUCAAGUAGGGCUAUGCAACAAGGUGACACUUUUGGACUAACUCUCACUUGCCCUGUAACUUUACCCUCUGGGUUCUCCAGAUUCAGGCUUUAGCAUGAUUGUGACCAAAUUUUACUUAGGAUUUAUUUACAAAGAGUUGUAAAAAUGCAAAUGUAGUAUAUAAUGUACAUUGAAAUGCAUUGGCAAAGGCACAAUUAUUAUAAAUUGAAUUAUGUCAAACAGGGCAUUUUGAGUUCAGCAAGUCUAUUGCAUGUAACCUGAUAGAACCACCCAGAUGUAAAAAUGUGUUUGUUUUUAUUGUACUGAAUCAGAAAUCACAUAUUUAUUUUGUUUUCUAACAUCAGAUAUAUUGUGCAAUCUAUUUGAUGGAUCGUUAAAAGGUGAAGUAUUAGACUUUGAAUCGAAGUCUUUACAUUUGAACAUGGCUAUUUAUAGGGGAAGGUACAGUAGCAUUGUAGAUUGCAAGAAUCUUCCUUGGCCUCUAAAGGUCACUUUAUGGUGCCCUAGUUGAGGAGAAAGCAGUGUGCACCCAUAGAUCUGUGAACAGAUCCUUUAUUCUUUCAACCUCACCCACCCCACCCCAAACCCCCGUUAAUUAGAGUGCCAAUUUUAAAACCGCACCAGUUUGUCUCGGCAUACCUCAUCCAGUUUUCCUGUGGCUAUAUUCCCUGGACAUGUCAUGUUUGCAUGUUAUGAAAAGUAUGUGCAUGUGCAAAAAAAACAAUUUUCUUUAUACAAUCUAUUCACCGGUUGUACUUUCUGAAGAUCUUUAAUACAUAUGUUUUUGUUUCUGGAAAGACAAAAGAGCUUAAAUAUCAACAUUUAAACAAAAGUAUUGAACUAUAUUUGAACCAUAUGUGUGGUUUAGUGAAGAAGGGUUGUUUUCUGAGGUUCUGGAGCAACUGGGUCCUUUACUGUCGAAUACGUUAUAUGACUGUCAAUCCUACAGUCAUUUAUACCAUUACAUUUUGUAUGAAUUGAAGUCCUUAAAUAAAGAUAUAUGAAAAUGAA
Molecule: messenger RNA, 12113 nt
Organism: Salvelinus fontinalis (brook trout)
Lineage: Eukaryota; Metazoa; Chordata; Actinopteri; Salmoniformes; Salmonidae
Product: voltage-dependent N-type calcium channel subunit alpha-1B-like
Exons: 47
Coding region: 110-6925 (2271 amino acids)
Biological process (GO): chemical synaptic transmission; calcium ion import across plasma membrane
Cellular component (GO): neuronal cell body; voltage-gated calcium channel complex; membrane
Molecular function (GO): high voltage-gated calcium channel activity
Source: RefSeq, a predicted model, not a curated record